Messenger RNA from Trichomonas vaginalis G3, 561 nucleotides. RefSeq lists its product as uncharacterized. Lineage: Eukaryota; Parabasalia; Trichomonadida; Trichomonadidae. The coding region runs from base 1 to 561 and encodes 186 amino acids. The record is from RefSeq and is a predicted model, not a curated record. The transcript has a single exon.
AUGAUUUUUGCAUUAACUCUUCUCUGUGCAUCAAUCCCAGGCGGUUGGCAGCAGGUUGGCUACGAUACAGAGUAUGUCAGAAAAGUAAUCCCAUAUAUCAACAAAAACUUUAGAUUAAUCCUUCCAGAGUACAAGAAUCAAAAUUCCCUUUGCGUUUUCCAAAGUGCUGAAGUUCAAGUAGUAAACGGAUACAACAUCCAUCUAACACACAAAUUAGGCAGGGAUAUUGUUGAAUUUACCUUACAUGUCUCAAUCACCAACGAAAUUUCAUUAACAGACUUCAAGCACACUCCAGAUACAAAUAAUUUGGGAAUGAUUGGAGCUUGGGAAAUUCAAAAGCCAGAUUAUGAACCUGAAGAGGUUUACAGAUUCAUUAAAUAUUACAUUAUGAUCAAAGGAGUCAACACUAUGCCAGAAAAGACACUCUUUGUUAGAACUAAAGUCGUUCAAGGACUCCAUAUCCACAUAGUUUAUAAUGAUAACUUAGGAAAGACUCAUUCAAUAGUAAUGGAGCGCGAUUUAUCGGAUAACAUCAACGUUAUUUCCAACGAUUCAUUCUAA